Molecule: messenger RNA, 222 nt
Organism: Sphaeroforma arctica JP610
Lineage: Eukaryota; Ichthyosporea; Ichthyophonida
Exons: 2
Biological process (GO): endoplasmic reticulum to Golgi vesicle-mediated transport; intracellular protein transport
Cellular component (GO): cytosol; Golgi membrane
Molecular function (GO): syntaxin binding
Source: RefSeq, a predicted model, not a curated record
AUGGUGGCGCAGCGUCUAGAUUCCAAGUUAAGAGAUUACCUGAAAAACACGCGAAACAAUCUCUUUGCCGAGGCAGCCAGUAACAGCAUGUCCUUCCAAAGACCAGUGCUUAUCAUUUUGGACCGCAAUUUGGAUCUGCCCAGUCUUCUGCACCACACGUGGACGUACCAACCACUCAUCUCUGAUCUGCUAGGACUCACCUCCAACCGGGUGGUAGUACAG